This is a messenger RNA of Drosophila innubila, 1090 nucleotides long. Its product is annotated as RING finger protein PFF0165c-like. Gene Ontology annotation, molecular function: ubiquitin protein ligase activity. The coding region runs from base 130 to 1053 and encodes 307 amino acids. Lineage: Eukaryota; Metazoa; Arthropoda; Insecta; Diptera; Drosophilidae. The transcript has a single exon. The record is from RefSeq and is a predicted model, not a curated record. Gene Ontology annotation, biological process: interstrand cross-link repair; protein ubiquitination. Gene Ontology annotation, cellular component: nucleus.
UACCUACACACACACACACACACUGAGAAUUUAGCUGGAAUUCUUUUGAUAUUCAUAAUUUAAAGAGAAUUCUAAAAAGGGGACUCCCAACGCUGGAUUAUUUCUCAGAAGACAACAACCAAUUUUGAAAUGGCAGAAAUAGCAGAAGCUAUGGAAAAUAAUAAUGAAGAAGGAAUGUUAGAUGAAAUUGAAGAUGGUGUAUCUAGUUCUGAAGAUGAAGCAGAUGAAGAUGAAGAAAACACACCAGAUGUUUUAACACUGGAGUCAACUUCUUUAAUACAACAAGUUAAGGAGCUAACUUCAUCGAUUGAAAAACUUGUAGUGCAGAUCAAGCGUCAGAAUUCAGAUGAUAACUCAAUUUACGAUCUCCACCAAUUGUGGCUGGAUCAAGCGGCCAAUCUGAAAGAUAUACAGUAUAAACAAGUUGAAGAGUUUCAAAAGCAUUUAUUGCAAAACUAUCAAAUGCGCCAGAAAUUAUUAACUGAUUUAAAAAAUCAUGAUAAGGCGUAUUUGGUCGAACUUGGCAAGCUAAAGCAACACUGUAAGAUCGAAAUUGAAAAUCUGACAACCCUACAGAAUAGUAUGCAGACUGACGACUUUCAGAAGAAAAUAUUGGAAAAGUGUGAAGAGCGCCAGAAAUUAUUAGCUGAUAUAAAAAAGCGAGAUGAUACCCAUUUGAUUCAAAUAGAAAAUCUUAAGCCACAAUAUAAGAAAAAUGUCGAUUAUGUAAAAACCUUGCAGAAUAAGCAAGCUGAUGAAUUCAAAAAGCAAAUAUUGGAAAUCAAUCAAAUGCGUCAACAGGCAAAGGAGAAAGAGGAGCUAAUUAAGCAGCUACUUGAAGACAGCAAUAUAUGCUCCAUAUGCCUACAUCCUUGGAACCAAACUGAUAGUCAUUAUGUGGUAUCCCUGAAAUGUGGACAUCUCUUCGGAAAUAAUUGUAUUUAUAAUUAUAUUUUAGCUCAGAAAAUGUGUCCAAUGUGCAGAGCUUUUGCUUCAUCCGAUGAUAGACGUCCUGUUUAUGGUGUUCUUACAUGCUUAACCCAAUCAAACUAAAAUAAUAUGAAUGAAAUAGAUCUUGACUUAUCUUAAA